Molecule: messenger RNA, 1439 nt
Organism: Nylanderia fulva
Lineage: Eukaryota; Metazoa; Arthropoda; Insecta; Hymenoptera; Formicidae
Source: RefSeq, a predicted model, not a curated record
AUGCAAAAUUCUGCUAUAUCGGAUGCGAUUUUCCAGUUCGCCCUGACAAGUCUGCAUAAAUAUGCGACAAUCAAGUCACAGGAAGAUUUUGUUUUUAGUCCGUACAGCAUAUAUCAGGAACUUUUCUCGGCUUACCUUAUCUCCAGUGGUGAUAUUGAACAGCGUUUAAAGAACAUUCUUUAUUUACCGAAUGUCUCGAAGUAUGAGUUGAUGAGAAUCAUUAAAUUUGAUAAAUACUCUGCAAUACAUCAUAAAUACUCUACAAAACAGCCCGCACAGGAUGAGGAUGCUGCCUCUAAUCAGCCUAAACUGUACGCGAUUGACAAUAAAUGUAUUUUUUUAAACACAACACUUCGUAGAAACAUCGAAAUAAUAAGAAAACUGUACAAUCGUGGAUUCACAUCUAAUGAGAGCAAUGAUAUUCAAGAUAUAAAUAGAAAAAUCAAUCAAAUUUUAAACAAACUGACAAAGGAUUACAAUCAUAAACCGUUGAAAUUAGAAAUAAAAAGAGAAAGUGUGGACAUUAUUUUGAUGAAUGUACAUAAUUUCCACGGUCAAUAUCGAUUAAACCCACAACCGACAAGUAAUGAGAUAAGUCUCGAUUUCGCCCGAUUACUAUCGAAUACGUCUUCUGAUCUAAGUUUUAAAACGUUUUCCAGUGAUGAAUUACAGAUAAACGUAAAAGAGUUAAUCAUCAAAGAACAUUUCACGUCGCUGUAUAUAUUGACACCUUUUUCAUCAAUCACAAACGAGAGAGUUAAAACUGAUACGAGCAGCACUAACCUUUCCAGCUUGAUUGAAAGAUUGUCAACCAGCGAAGGAAUGCGUAUACUUCGGAAAUUGCUGUUUUGUGUAGAAACACGUGGAUCACUAUCUUCCGCUACUUGGCCGACCUUUAAAAUUGAAAAAAAUUUAGAUAUGCAAGUUCUGUUGCGAGAACUAGGCGUCGAACAGUUAAUGACGUCCGACGCGAUUCUUUUGGACAACACCUUCGCGGAAGACAAUCAAUUCGUGCACUUCGGCAAUGCCGUGCACCGUGCUCGUGUCAAGGUCACGCAAGAGGACGUCGAGGCGAUUGCAGUAACCGUGAUUAGCGGACAGAAACCCUGUUCGAACGACAUUAUAACCGGCGUGGAUACCAAUUAUCCAUUUCUUUGGUUUAUUUACGACAAAAUGAACGCAGAUAUUCUUUAUAUCGGCGUUUUUAAUAAAGUCAAUAAGCACGUUUCUCAAACAAAAUUGACAGGUACAAAUUGAAUCCAUCACAUGAUUUGCUCGUUCUAAGAGUUUAUUUAAAGUCUUCAUCAUUAUGAUAACAAAUUUAAGGGAAGCCAGUUUCAAAGGUCGAAGCUACUUUCAAAGGUCGACAUCAAAUCGUUUCUCAAUCAACAAGUGGAUUGACUAAUGCACCAAGUCUGUUUUUUCUGAUCUAAAAUUUG